CAACCGCAAUCAUUGCCUUCCCUCCCUCUCGACAUUUCAUCCCAUCCCACCAUGGCAUCGACCAACCCGCAGCUGCAGCAGCGCAGCGGCGCUCAUCAGCCGUACGGCGGUGAAGCAGGCGACACGUCUCGCCAAUACUACUCAGGUCAAGGAGUAGGCUCCGACUCCCUCUCCGACUUUGGCGAGGAGGACGACUUGAUUCCUGACUUUCCCACCGCCGCCGCCACCAACACCGCUACUACUACGACUAGCACGACGGCGGACGAGGCUCAGCUGCACGAGGCGCAGCAGCAACAGCAACAGCAGCAGGCCGCAGCCGCGCUGGCUGCCGUGCCUGAGCAGGUGAGGAAGUACAUCGUCCUCUUCUGGCAGGCUGUUCAAGGGAACAAUCUUGGGGAGAUCAGCAGUGCCUAUGAGGGGAGCUGGAAUAGGUUGACGGAGAAGUUCUAUCAGAGGAGCGAGUGGCCCGAGGCUGAGGUUAUCGCACCCCUCGUAAAUAACGACUCCAAAUUCCUCAUGCUCUACCGCGAGCUCUGGUUCCGUCACGUGUACUCGCGCCUCUCCCCAGACGGCGAAGAUCGCUUCUCCUCGUACGACUCGUACUGUGAUUUCUUCAACCACGUACUCAACUCGGACGGUCCAGUCGCCUUGGAGCUGCCCCCGCAGUGGCUGUGGGAUAUCGUCGACGAGUUCAUCUACCAGUUCCAGUCCUACUCGCAGUGGCGCAACCGCGCAGGGAGCAAGACGGAGGAUGAGCUGCAAUUGCUCCAGGACGGCGGUGUUUGGAGCUCCUACUCCGUCUUGAACGUGCUGUACUCGCUCAUUCAGAAGUCGAGGAUCACCGAGCAGCUCGUCGCGAUGCAGGAGGGGAGAGAUCCGGAUGAGGUCGCGGGAGAGUUUGGGUCAAAGCCUCUUUACAAGAUGCUGGGCUACUUCUCCAUCAUCGGCCUGCUCCGUGUGCACGUCCUCCUCGGCGACUACACCCUCGCGCUCCAAAUGCUCGACCACCUCGACCUAGGCAAAAAGUCGUCUUCCUCGUCGUCGUCGCUCGGCCUCAUCAACCGCGUGACUGCCUGCCACGUAACGGCCUACUACUACGUGGGCUUCGCCUACCUAAUGCUAGGCCGCUACGCCGACGCCAUCAAGAGCUUCACGCACAUCCUCGUCUUCACCAUGCGGCUUCGACAGUACCACACUCGCUCCUACCAGUACGACCAGAUCAACAAGACCGUCGACCGCAUGUACGCCCUCCUGGCCAUCGCGUGCGCUCUCUGCCCCACGCGCCUGGACGAGAACAUUCAGAACACGAUGCGAGACAAGUACGGCGAGCAGUACGCUCGCAUGUCGCGGGGUGCCGGUGGGGCCAUCUCUGGCUCUGGCUCAUCGUCCUCCUCCGCCUCCGCCUCGGACCAAGCCAGCGGCACGGAAGCCCUCUCUGCCUUCGAGGAGCUCUUCCUCUAUGCCUGCCCAAAGUUCAUCACCUCCAACUCGCCCCCUUACCACGACGCCGAGCAGCUCGAGGCCUACGUGCGCCAGCCCAGCAUGGGCGACCCUGCGCAACAUCAGCUGCGCCUCUUCCUCUCCUCUGCGCGUGCUCAGCUGAGUAAUGCUCACAUUCGCUCCUUUUUGCGCCUCUUCACCACAUUGGGUACGGAUAGGCUCGCUUCGUUCCUUGGGGUGGACGAAGAGGAACUUACCGAGACGCUCAUGCUGCUCAAGAGCAGUACGCGCUCCCCUGUUUGGGCUAGUGGGGAGGGUAGCCUCCUCGAUGGUCCCGGGGUGGAGGUGGUCAACACGAGCGAUUUGGACUUUGCCAUUGAGGGGAGCAUGGUGCAUAUUCGUGAGAGUAGGGUUGGGAGACGUUAUGCUGAGUGGUUUAGGAGGAACAGCGUUAGGAUGGCGGAUGUGCUGGGGAGUAUCCAGGGGAAGGCACUGCCUAUCGCUGCUCCUGUGCAGGCGGGCGAGCCGGGCAAGACUGAGCAGCAGCAAGGCAAGACUGGAGGAGCAGCAGCAGCGACCGCGGUCAAUGGUACGACGGGCACGGGGAAGCCUGCGUGGGGAGCAGCUGGCGCGAGGACUGCACCGACGGCUGCGGCUGCCGCGGCUCAGUAG
Messenger RNA from Jaminaea rosea, 2112 nucleotides. RefSeq lists its product as hypothetical. The transcript is spliced from 3 exons. Gene Ontology annotation, biological process: translational initiation. The coding region runs from base 52 to 2112 and encodes 686 amino acids. Gene Ontology annotation, molecular function: translation initiation factor activity; protein binding. NCBI's taxonomy places the organism in Eukaryota, Fungi, Basidiomycota, Exobasidiomycetes, Microstromatales. Gene Ontology annotation, cellular component: cytoplasm; eukaryotic translation initiation factor 3 complex. The record is from RefSeq and is a predicted model, not a curated record.